GUGGACGAGACAGGGAGUGAGAAGGAGAGAGACAGCCUGGGAGAGCGGGCGAGAGUGUGACAGCCUGACAGAGAGAGACAGGGCGACUUCCACCGGGGGCAGCACUCACCGCAGAGACCUCCCUCCAGUCCCAGCUCCAUGGAGCCCGGGGGCCACAGCUCUGCCCGUCUGCCCUGAGGAGCGAGCUUGGCCUGCACCCCGACACUUGGAAUACACUGCUUCCUGCAGCAGGUCCCCCCUCAACCAGCCAGCCCCCCCAAAACACAGCGAGACCCCCGGGACCCCAGCCUGCCGGCAGACUACCUGCCAGACCGACCCCCAACAUAUCUCACUGUCUGGGGGUUCUCCUCAUUCUCCCCCUCACUCACUGUGACCCCAAAACUCCCUGAGCCGGGACCCCUGAGUGUGCAGCCCCCCUCCCCCCCCCCCUGUGAGAGCGGUGACCCCUUCCCUGCCCGGCCCUGGCUGACUGGCAUUGGACAAGGCGGAGAGAAGACAAACCAUUAAAUAUUUAUCCAGACUCUGCCCGAGCAGGAUGAACACCAACAUCAUGUAUGCCAGCAGGAAAAGGCGAAAACCCGUCCAGAAAACGGCAAAACCAGCAGAAGAAGGUGUGAAGUCAAACCCAUCCAAGAGGCACCGGGACCGCCUGAACACGGAACUUGAUAGAUUAGCCAGCCUUUUGCCCUUCCCACAGGACAUCAUAUCCAAACUUGACAAGCUUUCUGUACUGAGACUCAGUGUUAGUUUUCUCAGGGCAAAGGGCUUUUUUGAAGUUGCACUACAAGCAUCUAAGAAAGACGGCAAUGGGAUUAAUGACAGUCGCAGAGCAAUAAAACCAGGAGAAGAUUUGCGUUUAUUGGAAGGAGAACUUUUGUUACAGGCUCUGAACGGGUUUGUGUUGGUUGUUGCAUCAGAUGGCCUCGUCUUCUUUUCUUCUUCCACCAUCCAAGAUUAUUUGGGAUUUCAGCAAUCUGAUGUUAUACACCAAAGCGUAUUUGAACUGAUUCACACAGAGGACCGGGUUGAAUUUCAGCGUCAGCUUCACUGGGCUUUGGAUCCAGUUCAGCCGUCUGAUUCCAACCAGAGAUCUCAUGAUGAUGACUUUUCAAUGGUAACAUCCUGUUACAAACCAGAGCAACUACCUCCAGAGAAUUCAUCUUUCAUGGAAAGGAAUUUUGUCUGCAGGUUAAGAUGUCUUCUGGAUAAUUCUUCUGGAUUUUUGGCUAUGAAUUUUCAAGGCCGUCUAAAGUUUCUUCAUGGACAGAAUAAGAAAGGGAAAGAUGGGUCUCUAAUCCCCCCUCAGCUUGCACUCUUUGCACUGGCAACACCACUGCAGUCUCCCUCCAUCCUGGAGAUCCGAACCAAAAACUUCAUUUUCAGAACAAAGCACAAACUAGACUUCACACCUAUCGGAUGUGAUACAAAAGGAAGUAUAGUGCUUGGAUAUACAGAAGCCGAGUUAUGUGUGAGAGGAACUGGCUAUCAGUUCAUUCAUGCGGCAGAUAUGCUUUAUUGUGCCGAGAAUCAUGUGAGAAUGAUCAAGACUGGAGAAAGUGGCAUGACUAUAUUCAGAUUGCUUACUAAAGAAAGUGGAUGGGCCUGGGUUCAAGCAAAUGCACGCCUUGUCUACAAAAAUGGACGGCCAGAUUAUAUAAUUGCAACACAAAGACCUCUUUCAGAGGAAGAAGGAGCAGAACACUUAAGAAAGCGAACCUCACAGCUGCCUUUCAUUUUUGCAACUGGCGAGGCAGUUUUAUAUGAGUCUUCCUUUCCUUUACAAGGAAUCAUAGAUCCCGCUCAAAAUAAAAAGGGUUCUUCAGUCAAAGGACAUGCGUCUGCCAAAGUUGAAUACAGUGAGGUUAAAUCUUCCUCUCUCCUGGCUGCCGUGCUUAGACAGGAUGAAUCUGUGUACAUUUGUCCACCAGCUCCAAACACUUUUUCCUUUGAAGCCUUAUAUACAGACACCAGAAAUGAACUAAGCAAUAACGUUACCAGUGGCUGGCAAGAUAAUUGUAUACCAGUAGCCAAUAAUCAUCUUAAAAGGGAGGAUCCCUCAUGUUCCCAGGUUAAGGAUGUAACCCACACUUCUGAACAGAUGGACAAGAAUAAUGAGAUUUAUAACAUUAUGAGCAGCCUUGGCAUUGAUUUUAAUGAUUUGGAGAUGAUCCAACAAGACGAUGCGUUUUUUAGGAAUGAAUUUGAGUAUCCGGAUUUAGGUGACAUUGACGUGGCAGAUGAAAUUCUGACUUAUGUUCAAGAAUCUCUAAAUAGAAAAUCAGACUGCAUGUUUGUGAACAAUCUUCAGCAAAUGCCUUGUGUACCAGACCCACCAACCAUGACACACGUGGAACCUUUGGAUGCACCACAAAUGCAUCAGCAGAAGCCAAAUCAAAUGAUGCCACAACAGCUGUGUCAAAAAAUGAAGCAUAUGCAAGUCAAUGGCUUGCUUACAAACUGGAACUCUGUAAACAGCUCCCCUCUGUCAUACCAAGUACAACAGCCAGAGCAAUAUAUUUCAAGUAUGGAAACUGUGGCACAAGACUUUUACAAACCUGAACUGAACAGUGCUCCUUUUACUUGCAAGCAGGAAUACAUGCCUUAUCAGGAGCCAAUGCCCAUAGUGCCACUGCCCACGAACCUUACACAGAUGGACUUUGACCUUGGAAAUGUUGAAAGGCCAGCAUAUCCUGCAUCUUCAAACAUGGAUGGCUUUCUGGAAUGUUUAACACAGACCCCUGAAAUCCAGGAUUGUGGGUUAAACGCACAGACUGUUUUGAUGACUCCUCAGCCUUGUUAUUCUGGUGCUGUGUCCCUUUAUCAGUGCCUAUCGGAACCUCAGCCAUCCUGUCUGAACCCAAUGCAGUAUAACGCUGUGAUACCAUCUCAGCAACAGUUAUUAAACAAAUUCCAAAAUGGUUUUAGUGCUGGAAGUGUGAAUGAAGCUUACACAGCACCCAUCGAUGUGGUUAACAGUACUCAGACUUCUACACACAUACCAUCCCACCUUCACCACCAUCCUGCAGAUUCCAAAUGUUACCCUGACUUACCAUCGAGCGGAUACAUGUAAAUAGAUGUGCGGAGGGCAGCAUUGGUGCAUGCUCUUAUGUGUUGUUUUUCUGUUGGCCUCAAUAAACAAAGACUCCAAGUUGAAAAAUGCUUUAAAGUAACAUUGCAACCUAAAAAGUUUAUUUAGACUAUUUGCACUUUGUAGGCCACAGAAGUCUACGGCUUACACGUUGGACAGGGCUGGCCGGUUUUUGGCUGCAUCUUAUGAAAUCAUGCUUUGGAGAAACAGAGCUCUUCUUAUCCCUUUCUGAGAAAAACAAAAGAUAUGUAAUAUUUUAAGUGAAAUUACAGUCAAAUGUAUUUUUACAGUUUUCUUGUGUAUCAUAUCAAGCAGCAACAUAAGAUAAGGCAAACAAUCCUUUUAUUUAACCCUUCACUGCUGUACAAUUUUAUAUUGAAACAUUAGAGCACUUAAGGCCUUAACUACAAUGGCGCAUUGUAAGUUUUAUUAUAUUUUGAUCAUUUUUUUUCCCCCCAUUACACAGUAUCUUGUUGAAUAUGUCACAAGCUUCCUUAUUGUCAGUCAUCAAUAUUACAGGCAAUAAUUAUAUAUAUCGGGAGGGAGAAGGGAGAGAUCUUCUUAAAUAGUGGAAUACUGAUAACAUUUAUUAUCCAUUAUAAUUAUUAUUACUUUUUUAUCUGAUUUCCCCAUUAAUAAUUAUUAGCUUGAAAUUACAAAGAAAAAAAAAAGUCUGCAUUAACUUAAUUUAACAAGAUUGAAUGUUAAAGUGGCAGUCCUAUUUCCUUUUCUUGUCGUUAAUUGUUUUGGGGUUUGUUUGUUUUUUAGUUUUUUUUUGGCAUUCUCAAACCUAGAUCAUGCAAAGAGCAUCAUUAGUCUGUGAUGAAUAUAAAAAGAUAUUAACUGGAAUGAUCAAUUAUAACUGUUCCCAACACCUAGUUAGCAUUAUCUCAUUUACCCUGACUUGGUAACACUCAUUUUAUAUUCUGUAACUUUACCAUAUUAUCCAGGUGUUACAUUUAAUCUGUAGGUAAUUCUAUCAGCAUAUUUUUUGGCUGUAACACAACUUCAGACAGGUUAGUUGGAACAGAGAGUUUGUCGAAACAACUUAUUUACUGUUUAGAAAGUGACCUUUGCAAAGGGCAAAUCAAUACAUAGAAAUUUCAUUAUGUAAACAUUUUUGAUAAUGUCAAACAUUUUGCUCCUAGCACCUAACUUUCGGGGGAUUUAAUACAGGUCUCAUUAAAUGAAGCCAUCUCUCUCUCAAAGAAAAAAAAAAGUAAAAUUUUAUACCUUACUGCUAAACUAUUCCGGUUUUCUACUACUCCUUUUUAAAAUACCCGUGUGUCAGGUAAAUUGAUACUUUAUUUGAAAAUCUAAUUUUACUGUAUUUUUCUUAUGAGUUAUUAUACAAAUCCUGAAGAUGACCAAAAGCAUAGAGAAACACAUUUUGUUUGUGUUGACAGCAGUGUGUGUGUAUAUAUUUAAUCUCAGGACUUAAAAAAUCCCAGGUGCCAGGUUGCCAUGAUGACUAGGAAUUUUGUCCUGGUGCGUCCCCCUCCCCUUGUGAGCAAGAAGAGCAAAGCAACUCCACACUGGAGCCUAGGGAAAGGAUCCAGUCCAGCUUUCCCAAAGGUAGGGAGGCUGGGUUGACAUAAAUGAAUACAAAUUAUAAUUUGUGUGUGUAUGUGACUGUCUGUGAGGGGGUGUCUGGCG
Molecule: messenger RNA, 4744 nt
Organism: Pelobates fuscus (common spadefoot toad)
Lineage: Eukaryota; Metazoa; Chordata; Amphibia; Anura; Pelobatidae
Gene: AHR
Product: aryl hydrocarbon receptor
Exons: 11
Coding region: 536-3070 (844 amino acids)
Biological process (GO): response to xenobiotic stimulus; regulation of transcription by RNA polymerase II; xenobiotic metabolic process
Cellular component (GO): aryl hydrocarbon receptor complex; nucleus
Molecular function (GO): nuclear receptor activity; transcription cis-regulatory region binding; protein dimerization activity
Source: RefSeq, a predicted model, not a curated record